Castor canadensis (American beaver) is the source of this 942-nucleotide messenger RNA. RefSeq names its product putative olfactory receptor 5AK3. Lineage: Eukaryota; Metazoa; Chordata; Mammalia; Rodentia; Castoridae. The record is from RefSeq and is a predicted model, not a curated record. Gene Ontology annotation, cellular component: membrane. Gene Ontology annotation, biological process: G protein-coupled receptor signaling pathway. Gene Ontology annotation, molecular function: G protein-coupled receptor activity; olfactory receptor activity.
AUGACAAGAGGAAAUGGCAGUGACAUCACAGAAUUCUACCUUUUGGGAUUUGGUGUCCAACAAGAGUUUCACUAUGUCCUCCUCAUUGUAUUUCUUGUAAUCUACGUGUUGUCCAUGGUUGGUAAUUCUGGAAUGAUCCUACUCACCAACACAGACUCCAGACUUCAAACACCCAUGUACUUUUUCUUACAACAUUUGGCUUUUGUUGAUAUCUGUUACAUAUCUGCUAUCACUCCAAAGAUGCUGAAAAAUCUCAUAGUACAAAACAAAUCAAUAUCAUUCGGAGGAUGUAUGAUGCAAGUAUUGGUCUAUGCAACAUUUGCAACCAGUGAUUGUUACCUACUGGCAGCAAUGGCAGUGGACCGUUAUGUUGCCAUCUGUAAGCCUCUUCAAUAUCCCAUAGUCAUGUCUCGAAGAAUUUUCAUCCAGUUGGUAGCUGGCUCAUAUUUUGUGGGAUCAAUAAAUGCUUCUGUACACACAGGUUUUACAUUUUCACUCUCCUUCUGUAAGUUCAAAAUCAAUCACUUUUUCUGUGACCUUCCCAUUAUCACCCUUUCAUGUUCCAGCAUUGAUAUAAACAUUAUGCUAAUUUUGAUCUUUGUGGGAUUUAACUUGAUGUUCACUGUGUCAGUAGUUAUUGUCUCUUAUAUGUAUAUUAUGACCGCCAUUCUAAGGAUGUCUUCUACUGUUGAGAGAAAGAAAACCUUCUCCACAUGUGCUUCACACCUGACAACAGUCACCAUUUUCUAUGGAACCCUCUCUUACAUGUACUUACAGUCUCAUUCUGACAAUUCCCAGGAGACUAUGAAAGUGGCCUCUGUAUUUUAUGGUAUUGUGAUUCCCAUGUUAAAUCCUCUGAUUUACAGCUUGAGAAACAGGGAGGUAAAAAAUGCUGUAAAGGUCAUUGGGAAAAAAUUCUUUAGAUUUCAUCCAAAUUGUUAA